This is a messenger RNA of Gossypium arboreum, 2389 nucleotides long. Its product is annotated as GDSL esterase/lipase At4g10955. Bases 266 to 1489 code for a protein of 407 amino acids. The transcript is spliced from 2 exons. The record is from RefSeq and is a predicted model, not a curated record. NCBI's taxonomy places the organism in Eukaryota, Viridiplantae, Streptophyta, Magnoliopsida, Malvales, Malvaceae.
CUUUCUACAAAUCCAGGCGUUUCAAAUUACUCAAAAUUCUUCUCUCUUUUUUCUUUUAAAUUUAAAAAUUAAUUAUUAUAAGCCUCAUCUUUCAAGCAAAAACACUUCACACAACCAAAGAAGGAAACCCUCCCAGAAAAAAACCCAUCGUUUAAGCUUUCUCUUUUCUUGUUCCAUGCAAAAGAAAUCAAGCUAAUUUCAAGAAGAAGCAAUAUAUAUCUUUUGGUUUAUAUUGUUUUGGAAAGCCUUUUUUUUAUAUAUAUUAAUGGCGAAGCGUGGAGUAGAGGAGGUGGUGGUGGUAGCUUUGGAGGAAAAAGGAGGAGCCAUGGCGGUGGUGGUGGAAGAAAAAGAACAAAAAGAAGAAAAAGAAAAUGAAAAAGAAGAAGAAGAAGCACAUCCAUAUGCAUUUCAUGUAUCUGGUCCUCGUAACGUAGCUAAGCCUAAUUGGAGAGACCUUAUCAAUUCUAGUUGGAAAGAUACUAACUAUAAGAGAUCGGUAAUUGCUUGUUUCAUACAAGCAGUUUAUUUGCUUGAAUUGGACAGGCAAGAGAAUAGAACUGUCGAAACCGCUCUUGCACCGAAAUGGUGGAUGACUUUCAAGUACAAGUUGACACAAACUUUGACCGACGAAAGGGACGGAUCGAUAUUUGGAGCAGUAUUAGAAUGGGAUCAAUCGGCAGCCUUGGCUGAUUUUGUGCUCAUUAGGCCUAGUGGAGCACCGAAAGCCGUUUUAGUACUUCGUGGAACUUUACUCAAAGGUCCAACUAUUAGACGAGAUAUUGAGGAUGAUCUUCGGUUUCUCGCUUGGGAAAGCUUGAAAGGUUCUGUUCGAUUUAAAGGUGCAUUGGAAGCAUUAAGAACAGUUGCUGAAAGGUACGGUAGUAGCAAUGUAUGUAUUGCAGGUCAUUCUUUGGGAGCUGGUUUUGCUUUACAAGUGGGAAAAGCAUUAGCUAAAGAAGGGAUAUUCGUCGAUGCUCAUUUGUUUAACCCGCCCUCAAUUUCAAUAGCUAUGAGCUUAAGAAAUAUCGGAGAAAAAGCAGGUUUUGCUUGGAAAAGACUUAAAUCGAUGCUUCCUUCGAGUAGUGAACCUCAAGCUGACUGUGAUGAAGAGAUCAAAGAUAACUCUUUAAAGAGUUGGUUAGGCAAUAUAUAUGGGGAUAAAGCUUCUAUGGGAUUGAAACAAUGGGUGCCUCAUUUAUAUGUAAACAAUAGUGAUUAUAUCUGUUGCCACUAUACUGAUCCCGAAGGAACAACAGAGGAAAAUGAGGCGAACAAAGAGAACACCAGUCGUACAAACGGUCAAGUUGCGGCGAAGUUGUUUGUGAUGUCGAAAGGGAAACAAAAGUUUCUCGAAGCUCACGGUUUAGAGCAAUGGUGGUCGGAUGACUUGGAUCUUCAGCUUGCUAUAAAUAAGAGCAAAUUGAUAAGCAGGCAAUUGAAGUCCUUAUACAGCCUCCCGGCUUCGCAAGUCACGAAAAGGCAGAGAUAAAGAACAAAAGGCAAAUGAUUUGGUUUUUAUAGAUUGUUUCUGGUCUUUUUACAAUAAUAUGUGUGCAUGUUUUUCGAUAUGUCGGCUUUACUGGUUUCUCUUGCUCAUUGAUAUCAACAAAUGUAUACCCCAUUUCCUGGAAAUAUAUAGAUAUAUUCAUUUUCUAUGUGCUUUCAUUGUUAUUCACAUUUGAUUAUACAUGCAGCAAUCAAUGUAGUCGAAUAGGCCGGUCUCCGGUUCAAUCAGGGAGCAACCUGUAUGCCAUGACGGCUCGUGAUCAUUGGCAUCCAAAAGCCAUGACUCGAGAUUCUGGUAAGCUAUCCAGUUUGUCUGUAGUUGGCUUGUCGAUAAAGGCACAUGAUUAAACAUCGACAUGUCCGGAUCAGCCACCUCCAUCAGGGCACUUUCCUGGUUUAUUACUUCUGGCUGAAAUGCUUGCUCAAAUGAAUCGAACACACAGAACGACGAAUCCAUAGCAGUGGAAGCUAUUUCGAUAUUUUCCAUGUUUGGGACCUUUUCAACUUCUUCAGGUAUAUUGGUAGUUCGGGUCUGAUAUCCAGUUAGCUCUUGAACAAGCUGCUUGAAACUCGAGCUGUCUGUAAUGUAAACCUUAGGCCUUAAAAAUUUUUCCAGCCGGUGAAGUUGCUUCUCGUUCUUGGGUGUUUUUAAAGAUGCUGUUGCCGGCUGAGUUACCUUCUUCUUCCCCAUUGUUAUUGUUUCAUGAAAAUCAUGUAACCAUAGCUGUAUAUAUAUAUGGAAGUUUCCAAUUCAUUGGAUAUAAAUGUCUGCAGGUAACGGACAAGAGCCUAGUCAUAGGACAUGAAGAAAAGAUGCUGAAAAUGAUGUUUUUAUUAACAAAAACCAGAUUUGUUCCAUAAUAAGAAUUCCUUUCUCACCAAA